AGUGUAACUGUCACAACAAAGCCAUCGACUGUUUCUUCAAUCAAACCGUGUCCGACCUCUUCUUGAGUAUAAAUUCUCGUGGCGUUCGUCAUGGAGGCGGAGUUUGUAUCGACUGUCAACAAAACACGGCCGGCAUCAACUGUGAGACGUGUCAAGACAAAUACUACCGACCUGCUGAGGUUUCUCCAUAUUCAGAUUUUCCAUGUGUUGAGUGUAACUGUGACCUCAGAGGAUCAAAGUCUUCAAUCUGCAGUCGUGACGACUCACAGUCGGGUGUGUCUGCAGGUCAGUGUGUGUGUCACGAGGGUUUCGCAGGACGACAAUGUGACCGUUGUGCGUUUGGAUACAGAGAUUUCCCUCGUUGUGUCCGUUGUGAGUGUGAACCUUCAGGAAGCAUCAACUCUGACCCCUGCAGCCCCUGCAUCUGCAAGCUGAACGUGAUGGGAGCUCACUGCGACCUCUGUAAACCAGGUUUCUACAACCUGAACCACAACAACCCCCUCGGCUGCACCGACUGUUUCUGCUUCGGUGUUUCUGACGUGUGUGAGAGCUCCACCUGGUCCACAGCUCAG
Molecule: messenger RNA, 572 nt
Organism: Paralichthys olivaceus (Japanese flounder)
Lineage: Eukaryota; Metazoa; Chordata; Actinopteri; Pleuronectiformes; Paralichthyidae
Source: RefSeq, a predicted model, not a curated record